Messenger RNA from Ogataea polymorpha, 3123 nucleotides. RefSeq lists its product as uncharacterized. Gene Ontology annotation, biological process: regulation of protein catabolic process; ubiquitin-dependent protein catabolic process. Lineage: Eukaryota; Fungi; Ascomycota; Pichiomycetes; Pichiales; Pichiaceae. Gene Ontology annotation, molecular function: protein binding; enzyme regulator activity. The record is from RefSeq and is a predicted model, not a curated record. The transcript is spliced from 2 exons. Gene Ontology annotation, cellular component: proteasome regulatory particle, lid subcomplex; proteasome complex. The coding region runs from base 8 to 1372 and encodes 454 amino acids.
GCCCUCAAUGGACGUUGUGGAAAGAAUUCAUCAGUUUUUGGCACUCGUGGAGCAGUCUGCAGUCAAGUAUGAUCCAAGAUACGUGUUGAAGGUGUUUCGUGAGCUUACUCCCGUGAGGAAAGAGCUAGACGCUGGAUCGUUGAUCAAAGUUGUCAAGGAGACAUUCCCAAGCUCUCAUCCUCACUACGAAUAUCUCAUUCAGGUUUUGUCUGAUUUUGAGGAUGUCGAAAUGGUUGAGGAAGACGUUGCGGAAGCUCCAAGACCAGAGAUCGACUUGUUCAUUCAUCUGUUGGUGCAAAUCUUCCUCCACGACAAGCAGGACUUCAAUAGGUUGGAACUAUUUAACGAGAAAUGCAUCAUUGCACUUGCUAGCCACAAUGAGAGAACCCUUGAUCACAUCUCUGCGAAAAUGUGGUUCUACAUUUUCAGAUCCAAAGAAGUUCUCAAAGAUACAGUCUCAAUCCGUCCUGCACUGCAGUCUGCCUUGAGAACCUCUACUUUGAGAUACGACAACGAGACCCGAGCUGUUACAAUCACCUUGCUUUUGAGAUCAUAUCUUCUUUCAAAUGACAUUAAUCAAGCAUACAACCUUGUCGAAAAGACCGAGUUUCCGGAAGAUGUGUCCAACUCUGUCGUUGCCAGAUACUACUACUACUUGGCCAGAAUCCAGACAAUUCAGCUGGACUACUCUGCCGCAGGUGAAUGCGCCAUUACCGCUAUCAGAAAGUGUCCACAGACAAAAUCUGCUCUUGGAUUUUUGCAAGCAGCAACCAAACUCAAUAUUCUGAUCCAGUUACUGACGGGUGAGAUCCCAGAGCUAUCAACGUUUCGCGAUCUUUCUCUCGAGAAGAGCCUCAUCCCAUACCUCGCUGUGACCAGGGCUGUGAGAUUGGGCGACUUGAACCUUUUCAGCGAAGCCCUGAGCAAGUUUGGCUCUGCACUUAAGAAGGAUGACAAUUACAACCUUGUGUUGCGCUUGAGGCAGAAUGUGAUUAAGACAGGUAUUAGAAUUAUUUCGUUGUCUUACAAGAAGAUUUCUCUCAAAGACAUCUGCAUCAAGCUGCAUCUUGAUAGCGAACUUAGUGCUGAAUACAUUGUUGCAAAAGCUAUUAAGGAUGGAGUCGUUGAUGCCACGAUUGACCACAAGGAUGGGUACAUGCAAUCAAAUGAGAUGCUGAACAUUUAUUCGACCAAGGCACCGCAGGAAGAAUUUGACAGAAGAAUUAAGUUCUGCAUGUCUUUGCAUAAUGACUGUGUGCGGGCCAUGCGUUAUCCGAUGAACACCAAUAGAAGCGAAGUGAAAACGGAUGUGGAUUCGAAAGAACGUGAACAGGAGUUACUACAGUACUUACAAGAGGACGAUUUCUUCUAAACAAGCUCUAGCACGAUAUUCAGGAAAGUUCCGAUAACCCACACGGAAACCAUGAAAAUUCCAGCGUCCCUUGUGAAUCUCCAUCCCUUGUAUGGAAUGUAAAUGAGCAUAAACACGAGGUUGACGAGGAUCCAGAGACAAGUCAAGUACAAGCUGGGUUUCAUGUUGACGUCGACUUCGCCAAUGAUCUUCCCAUUGACACCAAUCCCAAGGAGUAAAUUCAGCAAGGGGCCUCCAAAGCAUGCUGCCAGUGCCAUCAAGGGAUAGCCGACAUUGGCUAUGACAAGGUUAGAGAUCAGGUCUCCGACAGAGUUUCCUAUUGCGAAAAUAGUCAACCCCAUUAUUGCGUCAGAAAGCUGUGUCAGUACACUGAUGAACUUGAGCACGUUGAUCAGUUCGUCCGCAAUGAAUGCUAUGUAUGCAAUGGCUGUAAUAAAUCCUAUAAUACAGAUGGAAAGCUUGACCAAAUUGGAUUGUGAGUUAGCCCUGGUGACGUUAUAGUAAACGCCAGCAACAGUUAAGGUAGUGAGGACUAAAAAGAUGGCGUACGUGCCCCAUGAAGCAUUUUCAGCGAACGAAUAAAUGAUGAUAAAUUGUGCACAUGACAAAGAGCACAAAAGCUCCAUUAGUCUGGUAAAUGACGGUUUGACUGUCUGGUUGAAGUCCGACAGUGACAUCAUUGGGAUCGUAUACUUUAGUAGGAGAACCAGUGGGUAUGAAAUGUAGCCAAAGAUGGUUUUCAGUGGUUUUGAUGAAUACUCGGGCUCCUCCUCCAGAUUAAUUUCGUGCUCCAGCAGCCUUGAUUCGUAGUUUUGCGCGUCGUUUACAAGCCGUGAGAUGUUGACGGGCACCGACUGAUUUUCGCUUAGCAUCUCCAGAACAUUUCCAAACUCAAUGCUGUUAAGGAUUCUUGGAUUGAAGGUAUAAGAGUCUUCAAAUUCCAAAUUGUCUCCAUCCAUCGUGAUAAAUGCUUCAUCGUUGUAUAAGUUUCUGAUCUGAUAGUCCUGGACAAGCUCUCGCCUUUUCUUUGUAAUCAGAUAUUGCCAAAUGAGCACCACAAGCACAUAGAAGAUAUAUAUGGCAACGAGGAUGUUCAGCUUUGUUUUCGAUAAAUGUCCAUUCGAUAAGAAAGCAAGUAGCGUGGUAAUUGAAAGCAGGAAAAAUAGUAAAUCACGUAAAUACACGAAUUUGGCACUCGAUAUUAGUAGGUUGUUCGAAACCUGAUCCGCAACCGAGACUUGAGGAAGAAUUUCAAAUGGCAUUGUAAUCGUUAUAACUCCGAUAAUAAAACCGGUGAUGAAGAAUGCAGAUCCAAUAAGUUCACCAAUAGCCAGAGACGCAUUUGCGGUUUGGAAAGAGCUGUAGGUGCUCAGAAUGUCUGGGGAUCCAUUUCCGAAGGCCAGCAGAGUCAGCCCAGAUAUAUUCUCCGGGAUAGUGAGAUAAUUGGAAAUAACGGAAAGGUUAGGACAGAGAAAUUCGCCAGCAGUAAUGCCCAAAAACACAAACAAAUAAAACAAUAUAGCGAAGAUGAAAGGAAGAACGAUCCAGUCUCUUAUGGCCGUUGAAGAGCUGGUGCAGUAGUAGAGGUAGAAAUAAUUGAUUUGUCCUACCUGGUGAUCGGCGCAGUUUUGUAAAGCGUAGUUGCAUUGUUCAUAAUUUGGCAAUGAAUGUACAAGGUGGCAGGUAGAAUUUGCGGUGCUGGCGCCUGCCAGCGAUGUCAGGGCCAAAAUGGUGCUGACCGCUAAAACUCG